AUGGAUGGUUGUGACUAUUCCUCGAAGCCUGGGAAGAAUGAACAGUUUGGCUUCAUGUGCGCCAUUUUACCACGUUAUACUAUAGAUGUCAGAGCAAAUGUUCUCUUAGAAAGCCUAAAAUAUUCCUAUGAUGAAGACAAGUAUGACGUUACUAUGCAGGCUCUUUCUCCACUUCACAUUUAUGCUCCGUGGACAACUACAUCGCAACCUGUAACGAAGAGUUUAAACCUGUUUGAUGGGUAUAAAUCUAGUUUGAAGGCUAUAAAGAAGCAUCUUGUCUCUCAGUGUAAUAAACAUUUUGGUCAGCUACCUACUGGAGUAGAAGGAAAAAAGAGAGUCGAGACCAAAUUGCCAUCGUUUGUUUGGACUCAUAUUGGAAAAACCGAUGUACUGCCGACCGUUAAUGGGAAUGUUCAUGUUAGGAUAUUUUUGUCUAAAAAAUUGCACAAAGUCUCUACACCUACAAGAAGAAAGUAUGUUCCAAGGGAUCAAACCCCUAAAAAGACCCAGUUCGCGCCACCAACUUGGCAAGAUUAUUCAAUGGAGGAAAAGUUUCAGCGGGUACUUACUACUACACCUGUACUUAUUAAAUCGCAACCUGAGAAAAUUAUGGAUGAUAAGUUAUCCAUAAAUGAGGAACAAGAAAUUAAGGAUAAAAUCAGAGCCUGGUCUCAUACACAGACUGGAAAAUUGAAGGACAUAAGGUCCCUAUUAUCAACUAUUGAUGAAGUGAUAUGGGAAGAUGCAUCAUGGAAGACCAUGCCAAUGAGUAUGUUGGUUGGAGACAAAGAUUCUAUAAAAAAGUACUAUAGGUUUGUCUAUAUAUACUAUAUACAAUAUUCUUAG
This is a messenger RNA of Theileria equi strain WA, 846 nucleotides long. RefSeq lists its product as hypothetical. The record is from RefSeq and is a predicted model, not a curated record. The transcript is spliced from 3 exons. Lineage: Eukaryota; Apicomplexa; Aconoidasida; Piroplasmida; Theileriidae. The coding region runs from base 1 to 846 and encodes 281 amino acids.